CUCGGCCUUGAGCGGUAGAGCACACCUCGCAGCAGCCGGGCGCUCCCUGUGGACCACUGCGUUGGGGAGAGCUGCUGCAGAGCAGCUGUUUUUCCCUUCUCUAGGCUCCAGACGUCUCCACACUCCCUGCUCCCUUCAGGUCUCUCCUUUGUGUCGUGAUUCUGCAGAAGGGCUAGCGAUCCCGCCCCCUUUGCCCUGUACUGACUCGCUCCCACCCUAACCCUGUCCGCUUUUCCAGCUGUCCGCUGCCAUUCCCAGAGCAUCGCAGCCAUGGGCAUCCGAGGCAUGCUGCGAGCCGCCGUGCUCCUGCUGCUCAUCAGGACUUGGCUCGCAGAGAGCAACGGCCCCAGUCCCACCCCCAAAUUCCACUUCGAGCUCUCCUCCAGCAUGCCCGAAGUCAUCCUGGAUCUCUUCAACUGCAAAAAUUGUGCGAAUGAAGCUGUGGUUCAAAAGAUUUUGGACAGGGUGCUAUCAACAUAUGAUGUCCGACUGAGACCAAAUUUUGGAGGUGCCCCUGUGCCUGUGUCAGUAUCUAUCUAUGUCUCCAGUAUUGAACAGAUCUCAGAAAUAAAUAUGGACUAUACAAUCACUAUGUUUUUGCAUCAGACCUGGAAGGACACACGCUUAGCAUACUAUGAGACCAACUUGAACCUGACUCUGGACUAUCAUAUGCAUGAGAAGCUGUGGGUCCCUGACUGCUACUUUGUGAAUAGCAAAAAUGCCUUUGUGCAUGAUGUAACUGUGGAGAAUCGUGUGUUUCAGCUUCACCCAGAUGGAACAGUGCGAUAUGGCAUCCGGCUUACCACAACAGCAGCCUGUUCCCUGGAUCUGCAAAAAUUCCCUAUGGACAAGCAAGCCUGCAAGCUGGAGGUGGAGAGCUAUGGCUAUACCAUCGAAGACAUUGUGUUAUCCUGGGAAGAUGAGAAUGCCAUCCACAUUACUGAUGAGCUGCACAUCCCUCGGUUUACCUACCUGGGGAGGACAAUUACUAGCAAGGAGGUGUAUUUCUACACAGGCUCCUACAUGCGCCUGAUUGUGAAGUUCCAGGUUCAAAGAGAAGUCCGCAGUUACCUUGUGCAGGUCUAUUGGCCCACAGUCCUCACCACUAUUCUCUCCUGGAUAUCAUUUUGGAUGAACUAUGAUUCCUCUGCUGCCAGGGUGACAAUUGGCCUAACUUCUAUUCUUGUCCUGACCACCAUCGACUCACAUAUGCGAGAUAAACUCCCCCAUAUUUCCUGUAUCAAAGCCAUUGACAUCUACAUCCUUGUGUGCCUGUUCUUCGUGUUCCUGUCCCUGCUGGAGUAUGUCUACAUCAACUACCUUUUCUUCAGCCAAGGACCUCAACACAAUCGCAAGAGGUGCAAGAAACCCAGGAGAGUUGUUGCGCGAUACCGCUACCAAGAAGUGGUGGUGGGAAAUGUGCAGGAUGGCCUGAUUAAUGUGGAAGACAGAGUGGAAGACAGAGCUGAUCCUCUUCCUGACAGUCCCAUGCAGGCUCAUCUGGCAAGUCCGGAAAGUCUUGUGUCCUUGGUGCUCACUUCAGAACAGGCCCAGCUGGCUACCUCAGAAAGCCUCAGCCCACUCUCUUCCACCCCAAGCCAGGCCCAAUUGGCCACUGGAGAAAGCCUGAGUGAUCUGCCCUCCACCUCUGAGCAAACAGUGCAUGACUGUACCAUUCACUUUCAUGGCUUCCUCGCUAAUGACAGUAUUAUCCCCAUCAAAAUCCACAACCAUUCUGAGGCCCAUGGUGAUGGAGACUCUGAAGAGAGCCUAAGCUCUGAAAGCCAUGGCCAUGACAGCAGCACCAGUGGAAGGCUCAUGUUCCACAGUGGCCAGAGGUGUGUGCAAGAAGCAAGUUGGGACCUUGAUAAGAUUGAGAGCUUACAGGAUGACAUCAGUAUCAAGAGCAGCUGGCUUGGCCUUGAUGAACUAUGCAAGGGGGAUGCUGACAGUAUCUGGAGCCUUACUGAUGAGGAGCUCAUGGCCUGUGACCGAGCGAAGGAGCAUAGCUCAGAGUCUGGGGAGAGUUUCCCCUCAAUCCCUGGGUGCUCAUUCAAUGAAGGGUUCUCUUUCCAGAUCUUUAACCCUGACCGGGUCCCUAAGGUUGAUAGGUGGUCCCGUUUCCUCUUCCCUUUUUCCUUUGGGUUGUUCAAUGUGGUUUACUGGUUGUACCACAUCUAUUAGUUUCCCAUACCCUAUAGCAACAGAGAUACUAUGUUGUGUUUCCUUCAUAGUUCCUUAGGUUUUGUUUUUCCAUCUUCUCUUUGUUCAUUUUAUUUGGUAGUUGUUAGGGCAAUCAAAUCUGUUGUGCCCUUUUCUUUAUUAUGAAGUGGAGAUGGAGAGAACAUGUAGCCAGAGAGUAAGGGAUUGAGGAAGACAUGAAGAUAAAUUGCACAUUUUCCUCCUGCUAGAAGACUCUUACCUUUCAAACACUUUGAACAGUCCAUCAGUCUAGAAAUUCCUUCAGAAGUGUUGAAAGGACAUAGAAGAGCCAGGCUGAGGAAUGAGGAGAAUCUGAGCCUGGUUCACAAGCAUUCCUGGGAGCUUUCCUUUUAGUCCCUUCAAGGUGUUGAAAUUACUUUUGCAUCACUUUUUUUUUCUUCCUCCUGGAUCUCAUGCACCUUGUCCACCUGCUAAAAAGGGCUUUGGGAGAAGUCAAGCUAAGUUGGCCUUGGGUAUGCAGAGGUGCUAGGCAUGGCUUGGAUAUUCUGACAAAAGGAAAGUUGGGAAACAUUUAUAAGUGCCUUGUACUUUGAGUGUGAAGUUGUGAGUGAGAGGGGAAGGUGGAAGAGACUGCAAAGAGAUAUAGCUGGGUAAGUGAGAAUGCAUGCUUCCAGCAGGGGUAUGUAAGACAAGGGGGUGAUAUCAGGCUGGAGUUUGUACAUGUUCAUAUGUUCCAUUUAAAGUUAUUAGACCUUUUCUUGCCUAUAUUUCUGUUUCACAUUGCCUGACAGUAGGUAUUCAGUACUUCUCUUCAGUUAGAAGUUAGCUUUCUACAAUUGCUGAGUUGAUUACUAGUUACAGUAGAAGCACUUGGUGAGUAAGCACUAGUUGAGAAAGUUCAGAGUUGCUAUUUUGCCAUCAGCCAAUAGCAUAUGAACAAUUACUGUGAAUCUAUAUACUAAUCCUUUCUGUUUGUCUAGUGCAUAAUAAGUGCCAACGAGCUCCCUGACCCAUCACAUCGUUGGAUCCUCACAGGAGCCCUGUGAGCCAGGGAAGACAAAGCACCUUGUCCCCAGUGUUCCAAGGAAAAAGUGGAGCUUGUGUGCCAUGCUUAUGGAUGCUUGUUCUUUCUCCUUAUCUACCUAACUCUCAACUGAUGCACUCCCCUACUGCCCCUUCCCUUUUGCUCAAAGGAACAUCCCUACAGAAUCUACCUGUUGGGCUACUAAGCAAGAGGCUACGGAGGAGCCACUGAACAUGAACUGAGCAGUUGGAGAAUAUGGCCCUGUCCACUCAACAGGGCUCCUGAUGACAGUAGGAUGAGCCUGCAUGCCAACCUGACAGGAAGCACCAGCUCAUUGAUGGAAGUCAUAAGAGAGCUUUCCAAGCAUUCAAUAUAUGUUCCCCCUUUAUAAACAGCCUCUCCUUCAGCCCUGUACCCAUACACAGCCCACCCACAUCCUUAACUAUACUUCUGUGUUUAUAUAUUUCUGUGUAUCCCUGGAGAUGAGUGUGCAUGCAUACAAGUAGAUCUAUGUGCCAUACAACCAUUUGAGAAGCUGAAUAGCACUGCAGUAGUGUAAAUCUAUGUUAGUAUGUAUGAAUGCAUAUCUGUACUGUGUGGAUGAGUAAUUUAAAUGUAUACAUCUCUAUGACAGUGUCAGUGUACAUGUGUACUUAUAUUAACACAGGUGAAUGCAUUCUGUGUACAUUUCUAGAAAGUAUAUGUCUAUAUACCUCUGUUUAUCAAAUUUAGUUGGUGUAAAAGAACAUACAUCAAAAACCCUAUGUAUUCCCUGUUCGAGGUUCUUGUAGACUCUAGUGACCUGUUUUGACACAGUGGGGAGAGUCUUGUUUAGCUGGACUGACUGUUUCUUUCUAGUUCUAGGGAGCCAGCAAGUAGGGUCUAUUGGUCUCCAUCAACUCCUCAUUCUUCCUCCACCCAUCUCUGCUGUGUUCUGGGAAGAAGACCCAGAGGAAGUGAACAUAGUCCUAAGAAGCGGUAAUGUUAGUGCCUUGGGGAUAGAGAGUAAUUGGUCCAUGGGAUAAACUUGGAGUGCUGAGCAUUUUGCUUGAUGCUGAAAGGUACCAAAAGAUGAACUGGGAAUAGAAAUAAGGUGUGGACAAUGGGGUAGGUAUUCAGAGACUUGGAGAAAAGGUUAUUUAUAAUUUUAAAAUUCAUUUCAUUACCCUAUUCACUAUGUGAGCCUGACACAGAUGAGGACUGCUUGCAGCUAUAGACAAGCAUGCAGUGAAAGGAUGUGCCCAGAAUGUUGGGUGCCAACAGCUGCAUUCUAAGAACCAAAGGUGCCUGAGAUGUCUGGGGACAAGGACUGUGGUGGUGGGCCUAUGGGAGAAGUAUAUUUAUAGCUCAUCCUAGGACAGUUGUUGGCUGUUUGAAUAGGCCCCAAAUUCUCUACCUUGAAUUUGAAAUUUGAGCAUUUCUGACUUUAGCUCAAUUCAAGGAAAGAUUCAGAGAAGUGAAAGUGGAAAGAAGUCCAGGUACUGACUAGAUGGUCCCAGUGUAUUGCCCCUUCUCUUCUCCACACAGAUGAAGUUCCAGACUCACACACAGCCACACACACCUAUGCCAUCACACAUGCAUACAUACACAUCAGGAGUACCCACAUUUCUAGUUACACUCACAGGCAUAGACAGGCAUACACACUCACAAAUAGAGAUGCAUAUACUCACACAUACUUUUAAGACAACUCAAAACAAGGACAUUACUACCAAAAUGUCUAAGAUUGCCUCUUUUGUUUUUGGAAGCCAGCACAAAGAGGUCCAGAUUAAAGGGAGAACAGAGACCUCUCAUCUGGAAUCUGAACAUUCAUUGGCUGUGUUCUUGGAUUUGGAGCCCUACAAUCUUGAAGUGUUGAACACAUCAUUGGAGUAAAGUUGCAAAGAGGAAUUGGAGUAGUGGGAACAAAGGGGCAGCAGAGGAAGGGCAGAGAGCCCAGUUGUAAAUAUCCACAUAGCUAGAUAUAUCAUACCCUUAAAAGACUAUUUUGCCCUAAUGUGCUGCAAUGAAAGCAGUUAAAUUCUACUGUGAUUCAUAUUCUGUGAGGUUAAGUGUCAAAGUGCUGUGGAGAUUUGGCAAUGACAACUUUUCAGGAACUUGAAUCUUCUGGUUUUCCCAUGUCUGUGGUAUCUCUUAAAAGUUUCCAGAUCUCCCCUUGUGUUCUGUGUGUGGUCUGUUGUCCAUUGUCAAGCCUGAUUCUAGCUGUUCCUAGUCCCCCUCCCAUGCAGGCAUACCCUCUCUAUCUGGCUGCCUAUGCCUCUUUCCCAAUGUCCCCCAACACCAAGCAGUUGCUAAAGUGCAGAGGACCUGCUCCUGGAGUUCAGCCAGUCCAAGAGCUUGGACAGAAGGAAGAGCCUUACUGAAUCUGGGAUGGAGCAAUACCACUUUACUACUCUCCUGUCUUACCCUCCCCUUACCUUUUACCCUAGAAUCCGUAACUGAGCAGGACACUAGCUGUCUGUCUUUCCAAAUUGUCAUUUUGUUGAAGAAAUGUGUGAUGCAUUUCCUGCCCAGUUUGAUUUGAACUGUGGGGUGUGUGCAGAGAGAAUAAUAUGUUGUGUCUUAAUGGAGUUCAUCCAGUGUAUUCUUACAAUUUGUGUCAUCCUUGAUAGUUGCAAGUCUGCAAACUCUUGGCAUACUUAGAAGGAAGUUUUGCUGAGAUGGUGACCAUUCCUAAUGAGGGUUCCUUACUCUUGUAUAUAUAGUAGCUACACCUUCAAGCUAUUAACUACUGAAUGUAUUCACUAAGCACUCCAUCUGCAUGACCCUGUGGUAGUAAGAAGGAACUUUCUAGCUGCUCCACAACCCAGCAUCCAAUGUAAUUGUAACUGUCCUACCAAAAAUGGAGUAUGUUCAUGUUUGUUGUAUAAUAUCCUGAGAUUAAUAUGAAAUCUACAUUAUCAGUGUUGUGCUUUCAAGGGAGGGGAGAGAUAUUAAAGUAUCUCUCUGGUAUACUUAAAUUAUGAAAUAUGCCAACUGGUCAGGGUCAUUAUGUAGAACUGUGUCAGAAUUUGCACCCAUCAUCAUGCCAGACUGUAUCCCUGGGAUCAGUAUUUAUCAGCAAAGGUACAGGUACCAGAAUUUUGCACAGUACUGUAGUAGAUGACUUUAGAUGAUACUAGAGGAUUCUUUCAAUAGUGACUAAGUCAAUAACAUUCUAGAAGCAAAUGAACUAUGGUGAAGUCACAUACAUACAGAUCUUCAGCAGUGGUAUUGGGCCAAGACAGUAAAAAGCAAGAAAGAGAAUGACUGAUAGCUGAGUGACCUGGGUGGUCUGACCUGCAAGGGUCAUGGAGUAGCAGAGCUUCACUAGAAAACUGGGUGCCCACGUUGAGCUCAUUAAUCAUUCAUGUGAGAAAAAGACCUUGACAAGUCCUGAUUUCAAGAAAGUGAAACAUGAAGAAGCAUAAGAUUAUGCUUCUGAAAAAUAUACAGAAAUAAGUAAAAAACAUGUAAGUAGCAAAAAGCAAAAUAAAAAUCUAUAAUAGCAAAUAUUCUGGUUGGUC
This is a messenger RNA of Peromyscus leucopus (white-footed mouse), 6690 nucleotides long. It is a transcript of the gene Gabrq, whose product is annotated as gamma-aminobutyric acid type A receptor subunit theta. The record is from RefSeq and is a predicted model, not a curated record. Bases 271 to 2184 code for a protein of 637 amino acids. Gene Ontology annotation, biological process: chemical synaptic transmission; signal transduction; monoatomic ion transmembrane transport. The transcript has 9 exons. Gene Ontology annotation, molecular function: GABA-A receptor activity; neurotransmitter receptor activity; extracellular ligand-gated monoatomic ion channel activity. NCBI's taxonomy places the organism in Eukaryota, Metazoa, Chordata, Mammalia, Rodentia, Cricetidae. Gene Ontology annotation, cellular component: neuron projection; GABA-A receptor complex; membrane.